Ornithorhynchus anatinus (platypus) is the source of this 4092-nucleotide messenger RNA. It is a transcript of the gene IPO5, whose product is annotated as importin 5. The record is from RefSeq and is a predicted model, not a curated record. The coding region runs from base 16 to 3441 and encodes 1141 amino acids. Lineage: Eukaryota; Metazoa; Chordata; Mammalia; Monotremata; Ornithorhynchidae. The transcript is spliced from 28 exons. Gene Ontology annotation, molecular function: small GTPase binding; nuclear import signal receptor activity. Gene Ontology annotation, cellular component: cytoplasm; nucleus. Gene Ontology annotation, biological process: protein import into nucleus.
UCUCCUCUGAAAGACAUGCUGAUGGCCCCUUCGAAGCAGAAGUGGGGUGGUGUUUCGGGUGAAAACCGUAUUCAGGAAGGAUGUUCACUUCCAGCGAUUUACCUGAAUAGGAUUCCUCUAUCACCAAGCGCCAUGGCGGCGGCGGCGGCGGCGGCGGCGGCGGCGGAGCAGCAACAGUUCUACCUGCUCCUGGGGAACCUGCUCAGCCCCGACAAUGUGGUGCGGAAACAGGCCGAGGAAACCUAUGAGACUAUUCCGGGCCAGUCUAAGAUUACAUUCCUUUUACAAGCCAUCAGAAAUACAACUGCUGCUGAAGAGGCUAGGCAAAUGGCUGCUGUCCUCCUGCGACGCCUUUUAUCCUCUGCAUUUGAGGAGGUUUAUCCAACUCUUCCCCCCGAUGUUCAGAAUGCCAUCAAAAGUGAACUGCUCUUGAUUAUCCAGAUGGAAACCCAGUCUGGAAUGAGGAAAAAAGUCUGUGACAUUGCUGCAGAGCUGGCCAGGAAUUUAGUAGAUGAGGAUGGGAAUAAUCAAUGGCCAGAAGCUUUGAAGUUCCUUUUUGACUCAGUCAGUUCUCAAAAUGUGGGACUGAGAGAAGCUGCCCUUCACAUUUUCUGGAAUUUCCCUGGAAUUUUUGGAAAUCAACAACAACAUUAUUUGGAUGUCAUCAAACGGAUGUUGGUUCAGUGUAUGCAAGAUCAGGAACACCCAUCGAUCAAGACAUUAUCUGCUAGGGCUGCAGCGGCAUUUGUACUUGCUAAUGAGCAUAAUAUCACUCUGCUUAAACACUUCGCAGACUUGUUACCUGGGAUCUUACAGGCAGUAAACGAAUCCUGUUACCAAAACGACGACUCUGUCCUAAAAUCCCUUGUUGAGAUCGCAGAUACUGUUCCAAAGUUUUUACGCCCUCACUUAGAAGCGACUCUCCAGUUGAGUCUGAAGUUAUGUGCAGACACCAGCCUCAACAAUAUGCAACGCCAGCUCGCCCUCGAAGUAAUAGUGACCCUCUCUGAGACGGCUGCUGCUAUGCUGAGAAAGCAUACAAGUAUUGUUGCACAGGCUAUUCCUCAGAUGCUGGCCAUGAUGGUUGAUCUGGAAGAAGAUGAGGACUGGUCAAAUGCUGAUGAGCUGGAAGAUGAUGAUUUUGACAGCAAUGCAGUUGCUGGUGAAAGUGCUCUGGACAGAAUGGCAUGUGGACUUGGUGGAAAACUAGUUCUACCAAUGAUUAAGGAACAUAUCAUGCAAAUGCUUCAGAAUCCUGAUUGGAAAUACCGACAUGCUGGCCUAAUGGCCUUGUCUGCCAUCGGAGAAGGUUGCCACCAGCAGAUGGAAGGCAUACUGAAUGAAAUAGUUAACUUCGUUUUGCUUUUUCUUCAGGACCCUCAUCCAAGGGUGAGGUAUGCAGCCUGUAAUGCAGUUGGACAGAUGGCCACUGACUUUGCACCCAGUUUUCAAAAGAAAUUCCAUGAGAAGGUGAUUGCAGCUCUUCUGCAGACAAUGGAAGACCAAGCCAAUCAACGGGUACAGGCCCAUGCCGCUGCUGCCCUUAUUAACUUUACGGAGGAUUGCCCCAAAUCGUUGCUGAUUCCGUAUUUGGAUAAUCUGGUGAAGCAUCUUCAUUCCACCAUGGUGAUUAAGCUUCAGGAGCUGAUUCAGAAAGGCACCAAGUUGGUUCUGGAGCAAGUUGUGACAUCUAUUGCGUCGGUUGCAGAUACAGCAGAAGAAAAAUUUGUUCCAUACUAUGAUUUGUUUAUGCCAUCUCUGAAACACAUUGUCGAGAAUGCUGUUCAGAAAGAACUUAGACUCCUGAGAGGGAAGACUAUUGAAUGCAUUAGUCUAAUUGGUCUUGCAGUUGGUAAGGAAAAGUUUAUGCAAGAUGCAUCAGAUGUGAUGCAGCUGUUGCUGAAGACCCAAACAGACUUCAGUGAUUUGGAAGACGAUGAUCCCCAGAUAUCUUACAUGAUCUCAGCCUGGGCUAGAAUGUGUAAGAUCCUUGGGAAAGAAUUUCAGCAGUACCUCCCAGUGGUUAUGGGGCCUUUAAUGAAGACUGCAUCGAUUAAACCUGAAGUCGCUCUCCUAGACACACAAGACAUGGAGAAUAUGAGUGAUGAUGAUGGCUGGGAAUUUGUGAACCUUGGAGACCAGCAAAGUUUUGGGAUUAAAACUGCAGGUCUUGAGGAAAAGUCAACAGCUUGCCAGAUGUUGGUUUGCUAUGCGAAAGAGUUAAAGGAAGGUUUUGUGGAGUACACCGAACAAGUUGUAAAGCUCAUGGUUCCUCUGCUGAAAUUUUAUUUCCAUGAUGGCGUCCGAGUGGCAGCAGCCGAAUCCAUGCCACUGCUCUUGGAAUGUGCAAGAGUCCGGGGCCCAGAAUAUCUUACCCAGAUGUGGCAUUUCAUGUGUGAUGCCCUUAUCAAGGCUAUUGGGACCGAACCAGAUUCAGAUGUACUCUCAGAGAUCAUGCAUUCUUUUGCAAAGUGCAUUGAGGUAAUGGGAGAUGGAUGCCUUAAUAAUGAACACUUUGAAGAACUUGGAGGCAUACUGAAAGGAAAACUAGAAGAGCACUUUAAAAAUCAGGAACUGAGGCAAGUUAAAAGGCAAGAUGAAGACUAUGAUGAACAAGUUGAAGAGUCACUACAAGAUGAAGAUGACAAUGAUGUCUAUAUUCUGACCAAAGUGUCAGAUAUUUUGCACUCAAUAUUCAGUAGCUACAAGGAAAAAGUAUUGCCUUGGUUUGAACAGCUGCUCCCGCUAAUUGUCAACCUAAUUUGUCCACAUAGGCCAUGGCCAGACAGACAGUGGGGCUUAUGCAUCUUUGAUGACAUCAUUGAACAUUGCAGUCCAUCCUCAUUUAAAUACGCAGAAUAUUUCUUAAGGUCAAUGCUUCAAUAUGUAUGUGACAGCAGUCCAGAAGUCAGGCAAGCUGCUGCUUAUGGCCUGGGAGUUAUGGCACAGUUUGGUGGGGACAAUUACCGGCCUUUCUGCACAGAAGCGCUUCCACUGCUGGUAAGAGUUAUUCAGUCUGCAGAUUCCAAAACCAAAGAAAAUGUCAAUGCUACAGAAAACUGCAUCUCAGCAGUAGGGAAGAUUAUCAAAUUUAAGCCUGACUGUGUAAAUGUCGAAGAAGUCCUUCCACACUGGUUAUCGUGGCUUCCGCUGCAUGAAGAUAAAGAGGAAGCUGUUCAUACUUUUAAUUAUCUCUGUGAUCUAAUUGAAAGUAAUCAUCCGAUCGUUCUGGGUCCCAAUAAUUCCAAUUUGCCCAGAAUAUUCAGCAUAAUCGCAGAUGGAGAAGUUCACGAGGCUAUUAAACAUGAAGACCCCUGUGCCAAACGUCUGGCCAACGUUAUUCGCCAAGUGCAGACCUCUGGAGGAUUAUGGACCGAGUGCAUAUCACAGCUCAGUACAGAGCAGCAGGCGGCCAUACAAGAGCUCCUGAAUUCCGCUUGAAGGGGCCUUCCUAUCACCUCUGAGAAAAACUAACUCCAAAUAAACGUUUACCCUUUUGUUUAGGUUUCUUUGUUUGAUUUUUGAGCAAAAGAGAACUGUAGUGCGUGUAGGGCGUUCUUCUGAUCCCAGCGGCCGCAGGAAGAGAAGCACUGAGUUUCAGAGUGGCGUUCAAAUGGAUUUCUAUCAAACACUGAAGAAGUUCCCUAGAAACCCUACACUAGCACUAAAGAGUAUUUUUCUAUCAGUAAAAGCCUCCCCCGAGAAGGGGAAAGGGAAACAAAUUAGACGUAAAGAGUUUAAGAAAAACAGCUUUAAGAUCAGUUACCCAGCAGUAGAUGUGCAUUAUAACGGAGAUCAUUUCUAUACAUCUAGUGUUAACUGUAUAAAUUGGAGUGUGAGUCGUUCCCUAGGGUAGAAAGGUGCCUUUUCUCCAGCACACCAGUAGAUCCGAAAGAGAAAAACCCAAGUCAAAACCAUCGAGCAUGAAGAUCUCAUAUUGAUGUCACUUUCGGUUCUUUUCCCCAAAAAGGCUUGCGUAGUGACUCAAUGUGGAAAGCUGUUCAGCUUCCAGCCCUUGAAUGUGAAGUGUCUUUGGCAUAUGUCUGGCAGUGGUCUCUCCUUCACUCCUCAAUAAACAAUGUUGAAAUACAA